AUGGAUGCGGUGCUGCGAGGAGCGGUACAACACCUGAUGCUGUCUGAGGUGCUCCCAGGGCUGGAACAGGGGCCCUCCCAGUCCCGCUUGGUGCACAAAGCACCACCAGCAGCUGGAAUGUCGGAAAGCAGCCUCUCUAGGUUUGCCCACCGCUUGUCAGUUAAGCAGAAGCAGGAGAAGAGAAGGAAAGCUGAGUAUGCCUCGGCCGAGCUGUCUGCGUUCCGGCCCAGGUCUCUGAGCAUUGAAUGGUCAUCCUCCCCUAAAAUGACGCAGCAGAUGCGGGACCUGCAGCUGGCGCAGGCCAGGAAGCCGCCAGGCCCUUCCUCUCCCAAUGCAGCCAAGAGGCUUUACCGAAACCUGUCGGGGAAAUUCCGUGUCAACUACACGUCCUUCGACGAGAGCAGCCUGGUGGGACGGGGCGAGAAGGAGAAACUCCGCAAGUCCUACCUGUUCCAGAGCAACGCUGCCCUCUUUGAGGCCGUGGAGCUGCAGGACCUAGACAGGGUCCAGGAGCUGCUGAAGCAGUACAGCCCUGAGGAGCUGGACCUCAACACCCCAAACAGCGAGGGGCUGCUGCCCCUGGACAUUGCCAUCAUGACCAACAACGUUCCCAUCGCCAGGGCGCUGCUGCAGGCGGGAGCGAAGGAGAGCCCUCACUUCGUGAGCCUGGAGAGCCGCUCGCUGCACCUCUCCACGCUGGUGCGGGAAGCAGAGCAGCGUGUCAACGAGCUGACGGCGCAGGUGGUGAACGAGGCACCCAACGUGGACUGCUCCGAGAAGGAGAAGCAGCUCAAGGCCUGGGAGUGGCGAUACCGGCUUUACAAGCGCAUGAAGGCAGGGUUUGAGCAUGCCCGAGCACCAGACGCCCCUACCAACGUCCAGCUCUCCGUGGCCAGCAGCUCCUCAGUGCAGGUGACCUUCUGGGAGCCCCUGAGCGUUAACUCGGCCGUUGUCACCAAGUACAAAGUGGAGUGGAGCUGCUCCCCCACCUUCUCACCGCUGCUGGGGGAGGCCGUGAUCGACAAGCUGAAGAACCUGCACUUCACCAUCCGGGGGCUGGUGUCGGGCACGGCUUACUACGUCCAGGUGUCUGCCUACAACAUGAAGGGCUGGGGUCCCCCGCAAGCCUCCGUGCCCCCUUUCGCCAUCCCUUCCAACUGGCGGGAGUACGACGGCCGGGCUCCACGGCGAAGGGGACAAGCUGAAGCUCUGGACCAUCUGCUGGGCCAGGUGAAGACCAUCCACCAGCACUGUGUUUGCCACGAGCCCUGCAAGAAUCAGCCCCAGAGCAGGAAGCACUCUGUCUCCAAGAGCCUCAAGCACCUCUUCCACCCCGGCAGCAAGUUUCUCAAGACACUGAAGAGGGGCCUUUACCUGACAGCCAUCUUCUACAAGGACGACAACAUCCUGGUGACCCACGAAGACCAGAUCCCCGUGGUGGAGAUUGAUGACACCUACUCCUGCCUGCUCAUGCAGGAUUUUCUGUGGUUCACCAAGGUGUCGUGCAUGUGGGACGAGAUCCUGUGGCUGCGGCAGUGCGUCACCGUCUCCCAGUCGUCCUGCUCCUGCAUCCUGCAGACGCGCUUCAAGAUGCUGCUGGCCAUCUCACAAAUGCAGGGGCUGCUGGGCAUCCAGGACCUGGGGCAGGUCUUCUUCGAGCCCGUCAAAGACAAACAGGGCAACAUCCUCAUCGUCACCCUGAAGGAGGUGAAGACCAACCAGACCUUCGAGAGCGUCCGCUGGGUUCCCAUCUGCAAGCUGCAGACCAGCCGCAAGUCCGUGUCCUCUCCGGAGGAGCCCACUGCUCUGGACAUGCUGCUGAUCUCCAUCCAGGACAAGCUGGCUUACCACCAGCGGAGCAGUCAUGCCCUCUCCCCGGGCCUCUACCUGGGCUACUUGAAGCUCUGCAGCGCGGUGGAUCAGAUCCGAGUGCUGGUGCCGGAGCGGCUGCCCAACAUCCUGUGCCACGUCAAGAUUCGCUCCAACCCCAACAUCUCCAGGGAGGAAUGGGAAUGGCUGCAGAAGAUGGCCAGCGUGGAGGAGGCUGUUCCUGUGGAGCCAGAGGCUGAGACCUCCCAGAACCACUUGUUUCAGGAGCUCCAAGUGGCCAUCAAGGAGCUGAUGACCCUGGUCAACAUCCCAUUGCAAGAGGCCAAAGAUUUCCGUCUGUACAGCCAAGAGGUGCUGGACUUUGGGGGCCAGGUCUCCUUCCUGCUGCUUCUGCCUCCAUCGGACGAUGUCUGCACUGCUCCGGGGCAAAACAACCCUUACACCCCUCGCUCCGGCUUUCUCACGCUGCCAUUGCAGAUCUUCGAGUUAGUCCACUUCUUCACGUACGACCGGGAGUUCAUCACCCAGUACUGCCAGGUGUCCGCCCUCCUGGAGCUGGAGUCGCUCCUGUCUCAGCAGAGCCUCCGGGAGGCCUUCUCCGAUGCCGAGCUCUCCACCGCAAAGCAGAGGCACCAGCAGGUUCAGGACUACAUCCAGCAAAUGGAGGAGAUCUGGCGCGAGAUGCGCUGGAUUAUGGAUGCCCUGCAACACGCCCGGUACAAGCAGCCCUCCUGCGGGGUGUCCCUCAGCGGCUUCCUCAGCGAGGCUGGUGGUGCAAUGAAGGAGAAAACCCGAUCCACCUCGUCCCACCUCGACUACCUUCCCUCCCCGGCGCCCUCGCCAGAGACCAGCCGUAAGCUCAACUCCGACUCGCACGGGCUGUCAGACGAGGAAGGCUCCUCCGAGGUGUUCCUGGCCACUGACAGCGACUACGACUCCAGCAGGGCGCAGAGCCCAAAGGAGCUCGACCUGGUGUAUUCCUCCUCGGGGCCUGAGUGCUGCAGCAGAAGAGUUGCCCGCACCCUACGGGACAGCGCUCCGGAUGUCCUGCAGACCCAUGAGCUCAAGACCCCACCGCCGCCGCCACCGCCGCCACCACCGCCGGAGGAGCCUCGGCCACCCCCUGAGCUCUACGACAGCCGCAGCCGGGGCGGGCAGGGCUCCGAGCCUGUCUUCCGAACACGCUCAGCCGAGUGGACUCAGAGCUUCCAGGAGCAGCCGGAGCAGCCCGGGUGCUUGGCCGACCGAGGGAAGAAGCCGGGCUCUGUCACCUUGCGGGUCUGCCCUCAGUACGAAACCGGACUCUCCAAAGAGACCAGUGUCAAGCUGCACAUCACCAGCCAGACGUCCGCCGGGGAGGUGGUGAAGCUGGUGGUGCUCGAGAUGAACGACGUCUCUCGUGGUGUGCUGGGCGGCUCGGCCGCCUUCUGCUACGGCGAGGAUCAGCUGGAGCACUUUGGACUGGUAUUUGCCUCUGAUGAGAGCGAGCGGUGGCUUCCCGAUGACUUCUUGCCUCUGUCCCUCCAAACCACACGGCCCGAGGGGCGGUUCUAUGUCCGCAUCAAGGAGACAUCCCCUCUGGUGCUCCAGUACGGGCCAGCGACCACCGUAUGAGAGGAGGAGAGCCGGCCGGGCGGCGAAGGGACCUCAGCUUCCAGAGAGCAGACAGCUCGUCUCUGAUGCUUCCUUCUUCCACAGACACCCUCUCAUCAGGCGUCCGCGGGGUGGAAUGGGAUCAUACUGGGCUGUGUGUAUUUGUUUGUGUUCUUUUUUUUUUUUUUUUUUUUUUUUAACCAAAGAGACAUCGAGACUCAGUUUUUCUGACUGCAGAAGAGGAGGGUGGAGUGCGGAGACCUCAGAGCUCGGGAGGAAUCUCUGCAGGAAUGGAAUUUUUGAAAGUAAACAUUUUUAAGGGGAAAGGGGGGGAGAGAGAGAGGAAAAAAUAUUACAAGAAGAAGCAGCAAUACCUUUUUUUUUUUUUUUCUUCUUUUUCUGAAAAGCCUUGUUUGGGAUUCCCUGAAGGCAAAGCCACCGAGCAUUGCUGGGGAGGGUUGUGGUGUCAGUGA
Messenger RNA from Charadrius vociferus (killdeer), 3896 nucleotides. RefSeq names its product ankyrin repeat and fibronectin type-III domain-containing protein 1-like. Lineage: Eukaryota; Metazoa; Chordata; Aves; Charadriiformes; Charadriidae. The transcript has 21 exons. Bases 1 to 3444 code for a protein of 1147 amino acids. Gene Ontology annotation, cellular component: spindle. Gene Ontology annotation, biological process: establishment of mitotic spindle orientation; regulation of establishment of bipolar cell polarity; signal transduction. The record is from RefSeq and is a predicted model, not a curated record. Gene Ontology annotation, molecular function: protein binding.